CCCUCCCGGCGCCCUCCCUUCCUCCCUUCCUGCAGCCAAUUAGACGGCCCCCUCGGGCGGGAGGCGUGGGGCGCUCAUAAAGCGGAGCGGAGCUGUCACCCCGCGAGCAGGCUGCGCACCGCCCCGGCCUGAGCCGGCGCCACAGACGCGGGUUCCCGGGGCCAAGGGAGCGCGGACGAGCCAUGGCCACUACCAACGGGACGGUGGAGAACGGGCAGCCGGACAAAAAGCCUCCUGCGCUGCCUCGCCCCGUCCGCAACCUGGAGGUCAAGUUCACCAAGAUAUUCAUCAACAAUGAAUGGCACGAAUCCAAGAGUGGAAAAAAGUUUGCCACAUACAACCCAUCGACUCUGGAGAAAAUAUGUGAAGUAGAAGAAGGAGAUAAGCCCGACGUGGACAAGGCCGUAGAAGCAGCACAGGCUGCCUUCCAGAGGGGCUCGCCCUGGCGCCGCCUGGACGCUCUGAGCCGGGGCCGGCUGCUGCACCAGCUGGCCGACCUCGUGGAGAGGGACAGGGCCAUCUUGGCGACCCUGGAGACCAUGGACACGGGGAAGCCCUUCCUUCAUGCCUUCUUCAUCGACCUGGAAGGCUGCAUCGGGACGCUGAGAUACUUUGCAGGGUGGGCGGACAAAGUGCAGGGCCGGACCAUCCCCACAGAUGACAACGUGGUGUGCUUCACCAGGCACGAGCCCAUCGGCGUGUGUGGAGCCAUCACGCCCUGGAACUUCCCUCUGCUGAUGCUGGCGUGGAAGCUGGCGCCUGCUCUCUGCUGUGGGAAUACGGUGGUGGUGAAGCCGGCAGAGCAGACACCCCUCACCGCCCUUUACCUGGGCUCUCUGAUCAAAGAGGUCGGAUUCCCUCCAGGUGUGGUGAACAUCGUGCCGGGGUUUGGGCCCACAGUGGGAGCAGCGAUUUCAUCGCACCCCCAGAUCAACAAGAUAGCCUUUACCGGUUCCACAGAGGUUGGGAAGCUGGUUAAGGAAGCUGCCUCCCGGAGCAACUUGAAGAGGGUGACACUGGAGCUCGGGGGGAAAAACCCCUGCAUUGUGUGUGCUGACGCUGACCUGGACUUGGCCGUGGAAAGCGCCCAUCAGGGAGUGUUCUUCAACCAGGGCCAGUGCUGCACGGCCGCCUCCAGGGUGUUCGUGGAAGAGCAGGUCUACGCCGAGUUCGUCAGGCGCAGCGUGGAGUACGCCAAGAAACGGCCCGUGGGAGACCCCUUUGACGUCAGGACGGAGCAAGGGCCCCAGAUUGAUCAAAAGCAGUUCGACAAAAUCCUUGAUCUGAUCGAGAGUGGGAAGAAGGAAGGAGCCAAGCUGGAGUGCGGAGGCUCCGCCAUGGAAGACAGAGGCCUCUUCAUCAAGCCCACUGUCUUCUCAGAAGUGACCGACACCAUGAGGAUUGCCAGAGAGGAGAUCUUUGGGCCGGUACAGCCAAUCCUGAAAUUUAAAAAUAUCGAAGAAGUGAUCAAAAGAGCAAAUAGCCUUGAAUAUGGGCUCACAGCUGCUGUGUUCACAAAAAACCUGGACAAAGCACUGAAGCUGGCUUCCGCCUUAGAGUCUGGAACUGUCUGGAUCAACUGCUACAAUGCCCUCUAUGCACAGGCCCCAUUUGGUGGAUUUAAAAUGUCGGGGAACGGCAGAGAACUGGGAGAAUAUGCGCUGGCUGAAUACACAGAGGUGAAAACUGUCACCAUCAAGCUGGGUGACAAGAGCCCCUGAGGGACAGGCAGGCCCUCCCUCUGAGACUGGACGGCUGACCGUGGCAGCUGAGACGUGCCCGCGAGGUGAUGGCAUGGGAGGCCUCCCUGGGAUCCUUCCUUCCGGAGACUUUAAAUCUACUGGAUUUGAACGACUUUUCUUUUCUUCCCGUUUUCUUGCCAAUAUUUGUGUCUGAGUUGCAGCUGGGGCAGGGUCGGUGGUGUGGCCGCCCCACUUUCUGCUUUCGCCUGGGCCCCAGGGGACAGUGAAGGGCUCAGGGUGUCGGCAGCAGGGAGCGAUAUUUGAAAUAUCUGCCGUGGCUUAAAAAUGCUUUACUGACCGACUCCAGUAAGAAUUUGGGGGAAACGUCCUGCAUGUUCUACAAAAGGCCCUGCAGCUGUGGCUUCCUCGGGGUUCCCUGCCCACGGGACAAGGCCCUCCUGUCGGUCCGUGGGAAAGAAUUAGCACUAAGUUAGGAAAGAACCAAAGCGGGGGUUGCCAGUAUCUCACUGGGGAGCCAUGGGAGCAGGUACUAAGGAAGGGUCCUGAGCCCUUGGGUGUGGACAGGCCUAGGUCCUGGGUCCUGGUCAAGGCAGCCCUUAACAUGGACCAACUUCAAGCCAGUUCUGCCCUUGGAAUAAAAUCCAACCCAUAGCCUGAAGGGUUCAUCUAAAAUGAAGCCGCAGUCGACCUGGGUCAAGGCACUCUCUCUCUUUGAGCGACGACCGCAGAGCGAAUCCUGGGACGGCUGAGUCUACCUGGACAAGUCACAGCCAUCUCGGGCUUCCACAAACUAGCUGCUCCACCGCCGCCUUCAGGCUUUAUGACCGGCGCAAGGAGUCUGCCUUAGUCCAGUUGUGUCAUGCAUUUUAGAUGAGUAAAGCAGGCACAGUGGGAAGACUGAUGUGUCAUCAGAGCCCUGCUAUCUCAAGUCCAUUUGAUCUUAAUGAUUCCUCAGCAGUAGCCCCUGGACUCCAGGGAGGAAGCCGUUCUCCCAAAGUAGGCUGGGCUACUGCUCUCAUGGGUUGCUGACUUUUCUUUUCCUCCUUGGGUCUCCAAAUGAUGUGCAAUUGUAUAUUGUAACUUGGAAAAUACAUGAUCUCCCUAAGUUUUACCAGAACACAAAACCCAAUUUAAAUUGUGUUAUUCGGAUACUUUUGCUAAUGCAAACAACUAGUACUUUUCAAAUGGUGCUUAAGUUGGAGAAUGAAAUGAUGUUCAAGAAAUUCCUUGGGGAGGGCAAUAAUAAAAUGAAGCUCCAUGUCAAAGCCGGCGUGUGUAAAAAGAAAGUCACAUACAAAUGGGGUUAUCAUUCUUGUCGGAAAUGAGCUCUGUCUUCUUUCCGUAGGUUGCUUAUGCUAUCUGUAACUCGUUCAAAUGGGAUUUGACUUCAUACACUGAAUUUUCAGGAUUUUAACUCAAGUUACUAUAGACAUUAAUCUUAAUAGCAGUACAUUAGAGUGUUCUCAUUCUUUCAUUGUACAAUAAUGCCUUUAAUAUGAAAUGCUACCUUAUUUAUAAUUGGUAUAGUUAAUGUAUCUUUUUAUAGUUGUAAGUACACAGAGGUGGUAUAUUUAACCUUCUGUAAUAUACUGUAUGUAGAAAUGGAAAUCUAUAUAGUAUUAGAUUUCACUUCCUUUAAGGUUUAUACCUGUGGUAUGGUUUAAAAAUCUACUGGCCCGGGAAUUCUGAUCCUAACUGCAGAUUGUGUUCAGCCUUGCAACAAUGAGCAAAUAAAACUGAAUA
This is a messenger RNA of Condylura cristata (star-nosed mole), 3446 nucleotides long. It is a transcript of the gene ALDH1A3, whose product is annotated as aldehyde dehydrogenase 1 family, member A3. NCBI's taxonomy places the organism in Eukaryota, Metazoa, Chordata, Mammalia, Eulipotyphla, Talpidae. Bases 183 to 1721 code for a protein of 512 amino acids. Gene Ontology annotation, molecular function: aldehyde dehydrogenase (NAD+) activity. The transcript has 13 exons. The record is from RefSeq and is a predicted model, not a curated record.